UUUUGAUGUUUUCACACAAUGUAAUAUACAAAGGACUGGUCUUAUCAAUCGGGUUUUCCUCGGAUCCCUCAUCCUUGUUGACGCCAGCUGGAGAGCAUGCGAACUUCUUAAGAUACUCCCAUUGGGGGGAGGAAAAAUUUCAGUAUGACAAGGGGGAAAACCCGCCUUCAGUAUCAAACAAAACCUUUGAUCCUUUUGAAUUUGAUUACCUGGUAGCGGGAGGAUACCGUCCUAUUUCAAAUAACUUGGUGAAGUACGUUGUGUCACUGCGUAUUUAUGACUCUCCGCAAUGGUUUGGAGCUUAUCAUUAUUGUGGAGGAUCCAUUAUUCAUAAGAAAUUUAUUGUCACAGCUGCCCACUGCCUAUUCGACACGAAAAGAAAGUUGCUUGUUGCGGAGGAUAUAUCCGUGGUGGCAGGCACUCCUAAUAGACUUCAGAAAAUCAACACCAGUCAGGUUAUCAAGGCAAUGGAGCUUAUGCCUCAUCCCAACUACAAACAUUUCCAGAGUAUCAAUUAUGAUAUUGGAUUGGUGCUCCUUAGCAAGGACCUUACCCUGGGUUCAUCUGUUGCCGUGAUCUUUUUGCCCAACAUGCCACCGGCCAUAAAUAUGAAAUGUACUGCUGUGGGUUGGGGUAGAGUUGUUCUGGUUAGUUUCGCCUCUGGCUUGUUUUUAUUAUUGCAGAAGGUCAGAAAUUAAUUUUGGUCAGAAAUUUGGGACAAAAUGAAGGAAACA
Messenger RNA from Drosophila bipectinata, 734 nucleotides. NCBI's taxonomy places the organism in Eukaryota, Metazoa, Arthropoda, Insecta, Diptera, Drosophilidae. The record is from RefSeq and is a predicted model, not a curated record.